Molecule: messenger RNA, 900 nt
Organism: Effrenium voratum
Lineage: Eukaryota; Dinophyceae; Suessiales; Symbiodiniaceae
Source: the annotation of a GenBank genome assembly
AUGAGAGCCCUACAUCUUGUUCAAGCCAUGGCCUUGCGAGUUUGCCUUCUUGCUUUGGUGGGCGUGGUGAAAUCUGUUGACCUUGCCUGCACAGAUGCCGAGCCGCAGGCACCCAGGGAUGUGACUCCAGGCUACACUGGAAUCCUGGCAACCAGGUACGAGCCUUACGGCGAGGAGGAGCGGCGGAACUUUCUGCAGGCAAACCUCCAUUUCCACUUGGGUGCCGAGCACAAGAACGACGGCGAGUACGACCAAGCUCCUCCAGCGGGAGAUCUUGCGAGCACGGUCGCUCCGGGUCUCUUCUGCAAAACUGAUGGCCUUUCUCCUGCGGAGAAGCUACCUUACAACUUCCAGCAUUGUAAGAAUGUCUCCGUGGGCCUCACCUAUGAGUUCCAUUGGGUCUUCUCGAGCGGUGCUCCGGGCCAAUUGGCGGACGACGGCAGUGAGGGCGAGCUCGGGAUCGCUGAUGGCUUGGGCGGUGCCUUUGCUCGUACCGUCAAUGCGGACGUCAUUGUGCGCGGCCAGGUGUGCCUCAUCUACAACAACGCCUCCCUCGACACGGAUGCCAAGAUUGAGGCAGACUAUGCGGACUUCCUCACAAAGUGGCGCCCGCCGCCAGCUGGCCAGGCAGUGAAGUAUGUGGGAUCCACCACCGGCUCAAGCUACAACGAUAAUGUUUGCUCACCGGCUGAGGUGAACUGGCACGUGGACUUGAAGUGCUGCAAAUUGUCGGCUCAGGCCUUCGACAGGACUUGCAAGGCAAUGUAUGAUGAGGGCUUGCGCGAGGACCUGAAGCCAAAGGGCUCGCGCCCACCGGUGGACAGGAGGUGGGUGGCAGACGUGACUUUCCCGCUGCAGCCUGUCUGCGAGGUUCCAGUGCGCGAAGGAAACUCGAAUUGA